This is a messenger RNA of Penicillium taxi, 1335 nucleotides long. RefSeq lists its product as uncharacterized. The transcript has 2 exons. The record is from RefSeq and is a predicted model, not a curated record. Bases 1 to 1335 code for a protein of 444 amino acids. NCBI's taxonomy places the organism in Eukaryota, Fungi, Ascomycota, Eurotiomycetes, Eurotiales, Aspergillaceae.
AUGUCUCCCAAGACUCAAGACAUGGUGAACCCCACCCCUGCUGGCGCGUGUCUGACAUGGAUCUUUGAUCAUUGCAUGCGCUACCCCGGCUCAUACGAGAUCCCUCUCCGUACUAUGUACGAUAUCAACUGUAACUCAGUAAAGACUGCCAACCGUGGCCCCGAGACCGCUUUCUCCGGACGCAGCUCCGGACGCAGCUCCGCUCGCAACUCCACAAACUCGGCUUCUACCAAAUCUCCUCGUUCAUCGGCUGGUGAAGACACUAUCGACGCCGCUGCCGACUUUCGUUCGCAUAUGACUUAUCAGAUUUCUCGUCUGCCCUCGCAACCUUGCUCGCUACCUCCCACCUUCCUGACAUCGUUCUUGCGUCGCUGCUUCACCCUCGAGCUGGAGUCUGUUGAUUUCCCUCAGGCGCUGACUGCUUUGGACUACUUGAAUGAUCUGGAGUGUCGCUGGAAGAAAGAGAUUUGCUCCGCCAUGGAGCGACUGAAGGUCACGCGCGAGGAUGCCGCCAACCCUGGCAAGUCAGAGCUUGCUACCGAGUUCCCUGGAGUCAUGCUCUGGGUGGAGUCCAUGGGUCAGAAGGCUCGCCGUCUUGAGGCAUUUUACACGCAGAUUUACAUUGGCUUGCGUCGUUGGACUCUUAUUAACGAUAUGCUUCUUGAGCCCCGUACCAAGGCCAACAACAUUGUCAUGCUCAAUGUCCUCUUCCCUCCCAUGUCGUCCGCUUCGGUCACUCCCACUCCUCAAUUGACUCACCAGAUCCUUCAGUCUCAGCGCGACGGUUUCUGGCAGUAUAUUGAUGUGGUCGACACCCACGGUGGUGAUAGACUGGACCCAGUCAUCUCUCAGGGUGCUCCCGAAGGCCACGCCACCUCCUGGCCUCUGGUGCACGAAGCACUCGAUAAGUACCUCGUUUUGGUUAACGAGGUUAUUGACGAGUGCAUCUUGAUUAACGAGCCCUCCGUGCUUGUUAACAAGCGUGUCUCGAUCCACCGGACUCUCCGCGGCAAGAAGGCCGACUCUGGCAUUAGCUUCAUUCCUCCCCAGAUGCAAAUUUCUGAGACCAUUCCCGAGGAGAUUGAGGAGAAGCCUCUUCCUUUCUUUCCUGUACUCAAGAAAUCUCACUCGCCUCUGGAGCGUCUGGCUAAUGAGCUUCAGCGCCUGCGCAAAAAGUCUAAGGGCAUGAAGAUAGUUCGCUCGUCGACUUCGAUGUCUUCUCGCCCUGCGAGCCAGCAGAGCUAUGCUGAGAGCUCUUUCUUUGAGAUUGAUGAGCAGAAGCGUCGUCGUCUCAUUGGUGAGGCCACGACUCGCAAGAACGUGCAGUCUUCUUAG